AUGGGCAACUGCUGCGCGGGAUCCGGGGAUGCGGAGCCCGCCGCCGGCGCCGACCCCUCCACGCGCCGCGCCGGCGCCUCCGUGCAGGCCGGCGGCGCCUCGCCCUCCUCCGCGCCCGGCCAGAACAAGCCGCCGGCCGCCAUCGGCCCCGUGCUCGGCCGCCCCAUGGAGGACGUGCGCAGCAUCUACACCGUCGGCAAGGAGCUCGGCCGCGGCCAGUUCGGGGUCACCAGCCUCUGCACGCACAAGGCCACGGGCCAGAAGUUCGCCUGCAAGACCAUCGCCAAGCGCAAGCUGUCCACCAAGGAGGACGUGGAGGACGUGCGGCGCGAGGUGCAGAUCAUGUACCACCUCGCCGGCCAGCCCAACAUCGUGGAGCUCAAGGGCGCCUACGAGGACAAGCAGUCCGUGCACCUCGUCAUGGAGCUCUGCGCCGGCGGCGAGCUCUUCGACCGGAUCAUCGCCAAGGGCAAGUACACGGAGCGCGCCGCCGCGGCCCUGCUCCGCACCAUCGUCGAGAUCAUCCACACCUGCCACUCCCUCGGCGUCAUCCACCGCGACCUCAAGCCCGAGAACUUCCUCCUGCUCAGCAAGGAGGAGGACGCGCCGCUCAAGGCCACCGACUUCGGGCUAUCCGUCUUCUACAAGCAAGGGGAGGUGUUCAAGGACAUCGUGGGCAGCGCCUACUACAUCGCGCCGGAGGUCCUGAAGCGGAACUACGGGCCGGAGGCGGACAUCUGGAGCGUCGGCGUCAUCCUCUACAUCCUUCUCUGCGGUGUCCCUCCCUUCUGGGCAGAAUCGGAGCACGGCAUCUUCAAUUCCAUCCUGAGGGGGCAGAUCGACUUCAGCAGCGACCCAUGGCCACGCAUUUCGUCCGGCGCCAAGGACCUCGUUAGAAAGAUGCUCAACUCUGACCCCAAGAAGAGGAUAUCUGCCUACGAUGUCCUCAACCAUCCUUGGAUCAAGGAAGACGGAGAGGCGCCUGACACGCCGCUGGACAACGCCGUCAUGAACAGGCUCAAGCAGUUCAAGGCUAUGAACCAGUUCAAGAAAGCUGCGCUAAGGGUCAUCGCCGGAUGCCUGUCGGAGGAAGAGAUCAGGGGGCUCAAGGAGAUGUUCAAGAGCAUGGACUCGGACAACAGCGGCACCAUCACCGUCGACGAGCUCCGGAAGGGCCUGGGGAAACAGGGGACCAAGCUCACGGAGGCCGAAGUGGAGCAGCUUAUGGAAGCCGCCGACGCCGACGGGAGCGGGACGAUCGACUACGAUGAGUUCAUCACGGCGACGAUGCACAUGAACAGGAUGGACCGGGAAGAGCACCUCUACACCGCCUUCCAGUACUUCGACAAGGACAACAGCGGCUACAUUUCCAAGGAGGAGCUCGAGCAGGCCCUUCGGGAGAAGGGGCUUCUGGACGGCAGAGACAUGAGCGAAAUCGUGUCGGAAGUCGACGCCGACAACGACGGGAGGAUCGACUACAGCGAGUUCGUGGCGAUGAUGAGGAAAGGGGCCCCCGAGGGGGCCAACCCCAAGAAGCGGCGCGACGUCGUGCUAUAG
Molecule: messenger RNA, 1557 nt
Organism: Triticum turgidum subsp. durum (durum wheat)
Lineage: Eukaryota; Viridiplantae; Streptophyta; Magnoliopsida; Poales; Poaceae
Source: the annotation of a GenBank genome assembly